UCUUCCCAACCCGGCAGAUCCAUCCCGAACAACAAAUGAAGCCACAAAAAGAAGCUGAAGCAGAGGUUCGCUCGUGGGGUUUCUCUCACGUUUUUACCUGGUCUGACGGGCCCAACUCAUACUAUCCUCCUCACUCACACGCGGGCCUCACUACGCACCUUAUACUCCGCGGGCAGCUCACGAUUGCAUACCCGGACGACAAGGAAGCCAACAACGGUGACGGCGACAGCGAGCAGCAGCAGCAACAACAAAAGAAGAAGACGACGUACAGCGUGGGUGACCGCAUCGAUGUGGAUGCCGGCCGCGUCCAUGAGGUCUGGACUGGCCCGGAGGGAUGCACCUAUGUGAUUGGCGAGUAGGUAGCCUGUUGAUGCUUUCAUAGCAACAAGGUACCUCACCUCCUGCGCCGGAACGAAGUCUUCGAUUUCCGUCUGGGUCUGGGCAGUUAAGGAUGAGGAUGCGGUCGGCGUCAAUCUUCCGGGACGCGCGGCGCUGCGGCCGUCAUUGGCGGGCCAUGAUCAACUGGAGAAGGAUCAUUUGCGCGUCGUUAUAAUGUUGCUGGCGUGUUGUGUUUUGAGAGUCCGUGACAUGAAUCGUCAUUGCAUUCCACCCCAGCUUUUUGAGUCGACUAACCGUG
Molecule: messenger RNA, 637 nt
Organism: Canariomyces notabilis
Lineage: Eukaryota; Fungi; Ascomycota; Sordariomycetes; Sordariales; Chaetomiaceae
Exons: 2
Coding region: 36-359 (107 amino acids)
Source: RefSeq, a predicted model, not a curated record